Messenger RNA from Carcharodon carcharias (great white shark), 1211 nucleotides. Its product is annotated as mitochondrial import receptor subunit TOM40 homolog. The record is from RefSeq and is a predicted model, not a curated record. Gene Ontology annotation, molecular function: transmembrane protein transporter activity. Bases 61 to 1068 code for a protein of 335 amino acids. The transcript is spliced from 9 exons. NCBI's taxonomy places the organism in Eukaryota, Metazoa, Chordata, Chondrichthyes, Lamniformes, Lamnidae. Gene Ontology annotation, biological process: protein import into mitochondrial matrix. Gene Ontology annotation, cellular component: mitochondrial outer membrane; mitochondrial outer membrane translocase complex.
CCGUCGCCUGUUCGUGAGCGGCGGCCGGGCGCGAACCCGGAGCUUCUUGCCCGCAAGCAAAUGGGGAACGUGUUGGCGGCCGGCUCGCCGGUGCCGCCCGGCUUCUCGGUGCCGCCCGGCUUCUCGGUGCCGCCGGGCCUGGAGCAGCAGCAGCGGGUGGCGGCGGCCGCCGGGCCUGGGGUCGGCCCGGGGGGCCAGGCCGAGGGCAAGCUGCCCAACCCGGGCACCUUCGAGGAAUGUCAUCGCAAAUGUAAAGAACUUUUCCCAAUUCAAAUGGAAGGGGUGAAACUCAUAGUAAACAAAGGUCUCAGCAAUCACUUCCAGGUCAAUCACACAGUUUCCCUCAGCACAUUAGCAGAAUCCAGCUAUCACUUCGGGGCAACGUAUGUUGGCACAAAGCAGCUCAGCCCCACUGAGGCAUUCCCAGUGUUAGUAGGAGACAUGGAUAACACAGGCAGCCUGAACGCACAGCUCAUUCACCAAUUAACGAACAGAUUGCGGUCAAAAAUGGUGUUACAGACGCAACAAUCGAAAUUUAUAAACUGGCAGGUGGAUUCGGAGUAUCGGGGUGAGGACUUCACAGCGACACUGACAUUGGGAAACCCUGAUAUUCUCCUUGGAUCAGGUAUCGUCGUGGCUCACUAUUUGCAGAGUAUCACGACCAACCUGGCUAUGGGAGGAGAGCUCGUCUAUCACCGCCGGCCGGGGGAGGAAGGUGCAGUGAUGUCUGUAGCCGGCAGGUAUACAGGGAGUAAUUGGAUUGGGACACUGACACUAAGUCAGGCCGGAGCACAUGCUACGUACUACCACAAAGCCAACGACCAGUUACAAGUGGGUGUGGAGCUGGAAGCCAGUUUCCGGAUGCAGGACACCAAUGUGACAUUUGGUUAUCAGCUGGACCUCCCCAAAGCAAACCUCCUGUUCAAAGGGUCUGUCGACAGCAACUGGGUUGUUGGAGCGACUUUAGAGAAGAAACUUGUUCCGUUACCUUUGACCUUAGCAAUGGGGGCCUUCCUGAACCACAGGAAGAACAAGUUCCAGUGUGGUUUUGGCCUGACGAUUGGUUAAUCGCGGUGGGUGGGGGGUGGCGGGGGGCCUUGGGGAACAGCUGUGUCCAUCGAGCAGAGGAAGACAAGUUUUUAUUUUUACUGGAAGGUACAGAGACCUUGUUACCUUGGAUCAUUCACUGACGGUGCAGCAGGUGUCGCCAC